GAAAGCAAACCGCAACAUCUGCGUCAUAAAGUGGCUAGACAAAUUUGAAAAAAAGGUGGGGACAUGUCCUAUCUGUCCCAAAUGUAACUGAUGCCUAUAUGCUAUGCUAUUUGCUAUAUGCUUAUUACGUUGUCAUGGAUGGGCCAAGUUUCUGAACACCACAAAAAUAUUGUUGAUGUGUAAAUGUGUACAGCCAUGUACUCUUUUCAGAUGUACAGAGUCUUUCCCACAAGAUGUUCUUUUUGGACUGGGUAAGAAGUUCUGAUUUGGGUUUUGAGUCCAGUAUUUGUUCAUAGUAUAAUUCCUCACAAUGUAACUUAAAGGAGAUCAUAGAUUUGGGUGGUUUCUGGGCAGAAUUUUAAAGAGUCUUAACUGAAAUGAAUGCAGUCACUGUUACCUAGUCACUUUUGGCACUACUUGUAUUUCAUGGCACCAGGCCCAUGUAAAAUCUGCCACCUCGUUCAUGUUUAUUCAUUUUCCUCUUGCUGUUCUCUGUGUGGGUUUCUGAUUCAGUCCAUUUAUUCAUGAUGUCACAAUGUUUUUCUUCCCUUUUCUACCUUAGUGAUGUCAUCAUCCACCCCCUUCUUGUCUGAGGAGUUGUUCCAGUGCUCUCUGUGUCUGGAUGUUUUCACCCAUCCCGUGUCCCUUCCAUGUGGUCAUACGUUUUGCCAGUCAUGUAUCCUUGCACAGUGGAUGGCAUCUGGCUCCUCCCAUUGCCCCAAAUGCUCCGCGGUUUUCCAGGAAACACCAGAGCUCUGUGAAAAUUCUUUUGCUCGUGAGAUGGCCGAACAAAUCCGUAAGCAGAAGGGUCAGAGGUCAUCAGUAUAUCGUCCUGUCACAUCAGACAAUGUUUUAUGUGACAUGUGCCCAUUGGAGAAAGCAUCCUCUGCUGUAAAAUCUUGCCUGGUGUGUGUGGCGUCAUACUGUGAGGUGCACGUGAUGUCCCACACCUCCAGGUUCACUAAGCACAAGCUCGUGCAGCCGCAGCGGAUGGAAAAGCGAAUUUGCAGGAUACAUGAAAGACCCUUGGAGCUUUAUUGCAGAUACGACCAGUCUGCAGUUUGUGUGUUGUGCAUGAAUACAGAACACAACACACACCACACAAUACCAGUGGAGACAGAAUGGGCAGAGAGAAAGACUCAGUUAUUAAAGACACAGUCUGACCUGAAGCAGAUGAUUAUGGAGAGAUGGAGUAAAGUUGAGGAACUCAAGCACUCUAUAAAACUAAACAAAGAGAACACCGAAAGAGAGAUGGCAUACAGUGUUGAGGUCUUCACUGCACUGCAGCAGUUUAUUGAAAGGAGCCAGUCUGAGCUGCUCAGAAAGAUGAAACAGGAGCAGAAAACUGCAGAGAAACAUGUAGAGGGCCUUAUUAAAGAGCUGAAGGUAGAAAUCGCUAAACUGAACGCUAGAAACUCUGAGCUGGAAAAGCUGUCAUCUUCUGAAGACCACCUUUACCUGAUACAGGCUUUCCGUAACCCAGGUGAGUUGCCUCAGUGUAAAAGCUGGUCUCAGAUCAGUGUGCACACCUGUCAGGGUCUGGAGGUUCUGAGAGAAACCCUGAAUACUGCAGAAGAACUGCUGAAAACACAAAUAUACACCGUCACAAAGAGAGAACUUGAGGCCAUAUCCCAGUAUGCAGUGGAUAUGACCCUUGACCCUGACACAGCAAACCCCUGGUUGGCGGUGUCUGCAGACAGGAAGCGUGUGACCGACAGCAAUGUAGAACACAACGUUCCAAACAGCGCUCAGCGUUUUGACAGUGCACCGUGUGUCCUGUCAAGAGAGCUCAUCUCAAGGGGAAGGAGUUAUUGGGAAGUAGGGGUCUCAGGUAAAACAGCAUGGGAUUUGGGAGUGGCCAAGAAAUCAGUCACCAGAAAGGGUUUGGUGACACUGAGCCCAGAGGAUGGUUACUGGGCGGUCUGUCUGAGAGGAGGCAGCGAGUACAGGGCCUGUGACCGUGAAUCAGUGCUUCUGUCACUAAAGACUCUUCCGCAGAGAAUUGGCAUAUACGUGGAUUUUGAAAAAGGACAGAUAUCGUUUUAUGAUCCGAGAGCAUGUGCACAUAUCUUCUCAUUCACUGGACAGUGCUUUAAUGAGAGCUUACUGGCCUACUUCAACCCAGACAUGAAUGACACUGGAAAUAACAAUGCACCACUGGUUAUACAACCUGUCAAUGAUGACAAUAGGGAUACUGUGACAAUAUGAAGACUGAAAGUCAACAAAAACAGAAAUGUAACAAAUUAAUUUUUGUCAGAUUGAAGAAAGUAAUGAUAAUUAAGCUGUACAUAUGCUUUUGAUAUGUGCUGAAUAAACUAUAUAUCUAAUAUGUUAAAUAAUGCAAUGAGAACACAAAUCGUUUAUUCCAGAUUUGAUUUAAUAUAACAUUUGUGAUUCAGAGAUAAAUAAAAUUUCCAAAAUCACUUGUAAUUAAAAGUGUAAAAUUUAUCCAGUCACACAAAUUUUCACUUUAUAGUGACUUUUCAUAGAUAUAAUGAUUUUAUACUGUACAAACUGUAUGUUCUAUCUCCUAACCCUAACCCGAGGUGUACAUGGCAAUCAGGGAAAACAAGAUAUCAUGGCCUUGAAUUAAGAUUCUGUUUUUACGACUUAAUAAUGACUUAACUACGACUUUAUUGAUAACAUUUUUAUAAAUUAAGACAUCCCCAAAUGGAGGUUUUUGGACAUUUUCCAGGUAUAGCUCACUUCUAGGAUAAAUAGGAACACACACACAC
Megalobrama amblycephala (Wuchang bream) is the source of this 2735-nucleotide messenger RNA. It is a transcript of the gene btr33, whose product is annotated as bloodthirsty-related gene family, member 33. The transcript has 6 exons. Gene Ontology annotation, molecular function: zinc ion binding; protein binding. The record is from RefSeq and is a predicted model, not a curated record. Bases 565 to 2208 code for a protein of 547 amino acids. NCBI's taxonomy places the organism in Eukaryota, Metazoa, Chordata, Actinopteri, Cypriniformes, Xenocyprididae.